AUGAACAAGGCAUCAGAAGAACAUUUUUUCGACACUAACGAAGAUUAUGAAAUGUUAACACGUGCCAUUAAUGUGCUCAAAUAUCAAGAAGAACGUGCACGCGAUGACAUUGCUACACUGAAAAAACGAAAACUCGAGGCUCUAGAGGACCCCAUAACAUUUGUCGAAAAGUUACGCGAUGGGACAAAUAAAAAACUUCCGAAACGCCAAAUUGUCUUUAAAUGCCCCAAUAUCAAAUGGAGUAAAUACACUUGGCCAUCAAAAAACGGUACAACUUCAAAUGAUGCGAAAUUAACGCCAUAUGGAAUAAAAUACAAAUCAAAGAUUCCUAGUCUUGCGCGCUCUUCCGAGUUGAUGGAAGAAGUUUUAAAGGGAGCAGCUGAAUUAGGGUUAUACCCUGAAGAGACACCAGCCGAUGAAGGAUCAGAUAGAGAAUCAGAAGCGGAAACUCCUUUAUCAGCUACAGGAUUAUCAAAUUACGGAGAUGAAAGUAAUAGGAAUACUAUUGCCACUGCUUCUACCGCCGCUUCUUCGACCGUUCCUUAUGGCAAGGGUAAAGGCAAGAAGAUGUUGAGUGCUCUUCUAUCUCCAGCCGAAGUCAAUAGCAAAGGUGCAAAAAGAUCCACAGUCGAGUCAUCUGAUGGAAUCAAAAAAAGACGGAGGGAUUCUUCAGCACGGAAUCCUAAUGGUAGCGGUGAACUUGAAGUUAAUAAUAAUACAGCAGAAAUCGACAGCAUGGAACGAGGAAAGGGUAGCAUAGUAAAUUAUACUCAAAAGCCACAAACAUCAUUAUCUUCUGCAUCCACCAAAGUAAAUCAGAACUCAAAUUCAGAGACAUUAGAUCCAAAACCCAAUAAUCAUAAUAUUCCAUGGACGGAUGAAGAACAACAACGAUUGAUAGAACUCUUGGCAAUUUAUCCAGACGAAGAAAUACAAUCACAUCGAUUCAAAAAGAUAUCUAAAGCAUUAGGAACACGAACUCCCAAACAGGUUGCGAGUCGAGUACAAAAAUAUUUUAUAAAGUUGGCUAAAAAUGGAUUGCCGGUGCCUGGUCGUAUGCCAAAUCUUCAAGGCCGUGUAUCCAAAGUCAAAGCCUCCAAACCGCCAGUUGAGCAAUCAUCAAGGCGACCGAGAGUAUCUGGGAUUGCCUAUGAACAAGCAUUACCACCUCCCACAGUGUAUAUGGCUGAAGGUGAUGAUGAAAGUGUUAUCAAGGAGAUGAUGAUUUCAAUUAAUAAUAACGAAAAGAAUAUCGUGAUGAAUAAUGACAAAGAGAGGCCAUCGCCUUCAUCGUCUUCGUAUUGGAAUGCUGAAGAUUCGAUGGAGGAUGUAAUUGAUAAUAUACAUCGUGGAUUCAGUUGUGAUAGUUGUCUCAUCGAUCCAAUCAUUGGCACACGAUAUCAAUGUCUAGAUUGUAAUAACUCAAGUCGCCAGGUGGAUCUUUGUGAAGAUUGUAUGAAUCAAGGAGAUUUCGAGAAUGAACACCAUAAAAUUACACAUCGUUUUACAAAAUUCACAAAAUACAUCUCGAAUAGUAAUUCCCAUGAUUCGAAAGAGUUAGUCGCGUCUAAUGAAAAUCAAGGGAAUAAGUUUCAGACGUAG
This is a messenger RNA of Ambispora leptoticha, 1602 nucleotides long. The record is from the annotation of a GenBank genome assembly. NCBI's taxonomy places the organism in Eukaryota, Fungi, Glomeromycota, Glomeromycetes, Archaeosporales, Ambisporaceae.